Paramuricea clavata is the source of this 11323-nucleotide messenger RNA. The record is from the annotation of a GenBank genome assembly. Lineage: Eukaryota; Metazoa; Cnidaria; Anthozoa; Malacalcyonacea; Plexauridae.
AUGGACGUAUUUGUCACUCGAUCACGUACUUUGAGCAAAACAUGUGUUUUUGGUGAACAAACAGACGAAGCUAUUCGUGAUCAAGCAAUUGAUAAAUGUGUUUCAAAAGAACUUCGCCGUCCUUUACUUCGCGAACCUGACAUCGACCUCUCGAAGCUAUUGACAAUUUCCCGCGCAUUUGAACAGUCUCAUUUUCAAGCUCAAGAAAUGGAACAGCCCUCUACGCAACCCAGCGAUUCCAUCAAUGCCAUUCGACCUAGGUACAACACAGAGAACUCCGGUGGUUCUCGCCGUGAAACUCCAAGCCACAUUAAUACUGGAGCUAGUCGAGGAGCUCGUAAUUCGUCACUAUACAAUCAAUCAAAACAAGAGUUUACAAGAUGGCGUUCUCAGCCUUGUUAUUGUUGUGGCAACACAGGCCGUCGUGCAAAAGAUGUUCGAUGCCCUGCAAAUGGAAAAACAUGUAGAAGUUGUAACAAAGUUGGUCAUUUUGCCUCUGUAUGUCGGGUUUGCCUCUGUAAUCAGGCUCUCCAGGUGAGUGAACAAAACAAUGUUACCUCCUAUUCAGAUGAUGAUGAAUGCAUUUUUCGUGUACAACAAUUUCUAAAUUUACCUACCACUAACAUUAAUGUUGACGGGUUGUCAGUGCCUGUCGUUAUUGAUUCUGGUCCAACCGUAAACAUUGCGGAUAUUGACACAUAUUAUAAGUUACGUACACUUAGAAAAGUUGAAAUUAUGCCCUCUAACAUUCGGUUGUUUACAUAUGGUUCAACAAUUCCAUUGAACAUCUUGGGGACAAUAACUGUCAAAGUUGAACGCAAUGGAAAGCAAAUUCUUGCCCAGUUUGUAGUAGUCGACAACCAAGGAACGGGGUGCCUUUUGGGUCAUAAAUCUGCUACAGAACUAGACCUUCUGCAUGUUGCCAACUCGGUUUCCAUACAGUCUGAAGACCUUUCUUCAAAAAUUUCUGCGAAAUUUCCCAAAGUCUUUGAAGGUGUGGGCAAACUAAAAGAUUUUUAACAAACCAUCCAUGUUGAUCCCAAAAUUCAUCCUAUUGCCCAAGCACCACGCCGCGUCCCAUUUCAUGUUCGCCGCAAAGUAGAAGCCAAACUAGACGAGUAAACUAGAUAUAGCGCUUAGACAUCAUUGAGCCAGUCACUGGGCCAACACCAUGGGUGUCCCCCUUGGUUGUAGUGCCCAAGCCAAAUGGUGAGGUCCGUAUCUGUGUAGAUAUGCGUCGAGUCAACACAGCAGUGAUCAGAGAAAGAUACCCAAUUCCCACCGUAGAGGAGAUUUUACAGGAUUUAACUGGUGCGUGUGUCUUCUCAAAACUCGACUUAAGAUGGGAGUACCAUCAGAUUGAACUUGACGAACAAUCAAGGCAUUAUACAACAUUUGCUACACACACCGGUCUCUAUCGCUACAAGCGCCUUAUGUUUGGUGUUUCUGCGGCAUCAGAAAUAUACCAACAUGUGAUUCAACAAUCUCUCCAAGGGUGCCCUGGGAUGCGAAACAUCUCAGAUGACAUAACUGUUUUUGGGAAAACCCAACAGGAACAUGAUCAUAACCUUAACACUGUCUUAGCAACACUCCAAGAGUGUGGUCUGCCUCUCAAUAGAGACAAAUGCAAAUUUAGUGUUUCUAAGGUCACAUUUUUUGGGUAUACCAUUUCGGCAAAUGGUAUACGACCCACCGAUGAAACUGUGACUGCCAUUCGAAAUGCCCCAAAGCCAUCCAAUGCCUUAGAGGUCAGAAGUUUCUUGGGUCUUGUGAACUACUGCAGCCGGUUUAUCCCAAAUUUCUCCACCGUAGCAGCCCCACUUCGACAGCUCACACACAAAGGUGCACCAUUUACAUGGACCAAACUCCACCAACAUGCAUUCGAAUCUUGCAGAAAACUCUUACUAGCAAUUCCGUCAUGGUACAUUUUGAUCCCAGUGCCCCCACUCAGCUUCGUGUUGACGCCAGUCCAUUUGGCCUGGGGGCUAUAUUAACCCAAACUCAUGGCGACGAAACCAGACCAGUAGCCUAUUCAAGUCGCACUCUUACAGCUGUUGAGAGACGUUAUUCUCAGACUGAGCGUGAGGCCUUGGCGGUUGUCUGGGGAUGUGAACGGUUCCACCUCAAUCUAUAUGGGACAACAUUUGACAUCUAUACAGAUCACAAGCCUCUUGAAAUAAUCUACAGUCCGACGUCAAAACCCCCUGCGCGCAUUGAACGGUGGAGCCUUCGCCUGCAACCGCAUACAUUUUGCGUUAAGUAUUCACCUGGAAUUGGUAAUCCUGCGGAUGUACUUUCUCGUUUGCCACUUCCCAAUGCAACAACCAAUACUCGCAACACGGCUGAAGAAUAUGUCCAGUUUGUCGCUCAGAAUGCAGCUCCCAAGGCCCUGUCUCUUAGUACAAUAAAAGAAGCUACCAACCAAGAUCCAGUUCUUCAAUUAUUUUCUUGAUGCCAACGUCUCUCCGAGAACGAACUUUGAAACUAGUCCACUAGUCCUUCACAUGACGACUAUGCCAAGUCAGCCAUGGCAAACUCUACAUGCCGAUCUGUGUGGACCGUUUCCCAGUGGAGAAAGACUUCUCGUCAUGGUAGAUACCUGCUCCCGUUGGCAUUCAGAAGUACAUGUUUUGAAGAGUACUACGUCCACAGCUAUCAUAAAAUGCAUGAAGACCACAUUUGCAACCCAUGGAAUCCCGCACGAAAUUGUUACUGACAAUGGACCACAAUUCACCUCCGCUGAGUUUAGUACAUACCUUUCCAAUUGUGGUAUUGUACACCGUAAAGUCACACCCUAUUGGCCCCAGGCAAACUCCGAAGUAGAACGUUUUAAUCGAACUGUAGAAAAAGCAAUACGUGCAGCGAACGUCAAAGGGAAAAAUUGGAAAGAAGAACUUGAUGUUUUCCUACUGAAUUAUCGUUCAACUCCCCACUGUACAACGGGGAAACCACCUGCAGUUCUCCUUUUUGGCCGUAACAUUAGAAAUAAAAUACCCGUGCCACCAACAUCGACACCAGCUGAUGACAUACCAGUAACAGUUCGUCAACAUGAUCGCGAAAGAAAAGAGAAAAUAAAGUCUUACGCUGAUGACCACAACCGAGCUUCAUCGUCCGACGUGAAAAAGGGAGAAACUCUGAUUAAUUGGGUAGAUUUGUUUCAACAAGCAGUUUAUCAACACAUCACCAACGUUAAGUUAUCGAAAAGCUAGUGAUCAUCCUUGGAUUGAUGCUGAAUUACGUAUUAUUAUUCAUAAAAAGGAUAAACAGCGUAGAAAAGGUAGGUAUUAGAUCUCAAGUGCAUGCAUGUGCAAUGUCCAUUCUGUGCAUGCAUGUGCAAUGUUCAUUAACUGCCAGAACUUUUUGUAUUAUUAUGAUAGUUUUUGAGUUAUCGUGGUGAUAGGCAAACACACAAACGCUUAAAGACGCGAAUGGAAACAUAACAACCUCCUUGCGAAGGUAGUUUAAAAAUUUACCUAUGAGUUCCUGUUCUUUAUAUUAACCUAAUGCUUCCUACCUCGCUCUAUAUCCUUACGGAGUUAUACAAUGUAUAGUAUGUAAAAAGAUUAAAUGUUAGUUCUCUGCCUCUGGCCGGCAAAGUAAACAUUACGCACGUAAAGAAAGAUAAGGGACAUUCCUUGCUACAAAGAGAGGAUAAAGUAAAUAGAAUUUCGAACUUGCGCAAAAUGUUAUUUUAAUACCUUUCCAUUAUAGGUACUGUAUGGCAGGUUAGAUAAAUUAUACUUAAAACUGUCAAAGUUCAAUCAGGAACAUAAUGAGGUGGUCAGAUUUGUUCGGAUACCUGAUUGUGCACAAUAAAAUAAAUAGACUUUGUAUUUAACUUAAAGUACGAAAGUCAUUAUAAAAUUACGUCAUUAAAAGCUUAUUUUGGUAAGUUCUCCUUAAAGUUAGAUUAAUUCGUAAAAAAAAGUUUAUAUGCAUGCUUAAAGUUUGAGCAUUCUCCUAUACGAUAAUGUUAAAUUAAUUCUAAGUAUUGUCUGAACGAGCAUAAAAUUGACUUGACAACUCCUUAAAUAAACAGAGAGCUGGGACGAGGGUUCGAUAGAACACCACCUGAAAACAGGUGAGCAAUUUGUGUGAGCAUGCGCGAAGAAAAUUAAUAUGGCGACAUAUAUCAGGAGUGUUUCGUGAAUUUAUCUGGUUUUAAAGCUGAUAAAAAAAUUUUAAUGAACGAAAACUUUGUAAUAUUUAGUGGAAAACAUUAAGCUAUGCAUUCCAAAGGUUUUAAAUUGAAAAUAAGUACUUUUGCUUUAUUUUAUUACUUUUUAUGCUUUGAAAACAGGCAAGCUCAUUUCUUGGCAAAAAUGUAAUCUAAUAUUUUACCCAUCAUUUGUUUAAUCUGAACAGAAAUAGAUAGAACACUUGGCUAUAUAAGUUACAAAGGUAUUGUUAGCUUAUCUGAAAGUUUUCAGUAUUCAUGGUACACAUUUUAACAAAGAAUGAAAUGUAAUUUCAAAAAUUUAAUAUGCAUAUCACAAACAACUUACAGUUUUUAUUAGAACAACACGUAAUAAGUUGUUAUUUUCUAUUUUUACAAAAACAAGUUUGGAAACAGGAUUUAGUCCUCCAGCUUGAUGUCAUAUUCCAUUUAUUUGAAUAUUUCAAUAAAGGAAUGUGAAAUAAUAAUUUAAUCUUGUGCAAAAUUUGAUACCAACACACAUGUGAACAGAUACUAUCACCUAAAGAUAAAAGAAAACAGAACUUAAAUUUAUCAUCUAAUGCUAUGAAAAAAACUUAGAUACUACAGGCACAUAGUGAGCACAAUACUUUAACAAACUCACUAAAAUAAGUUAAGUUAUACUAUGAUAAGAGGAUGGCAAUAGAUAACAUUAAAUGUUGUCAUCUUCAGUGUCCAAAAACGUUCCGCACGCAUUUUUCGUGGUCACAUAACUGGUAUUGCCACAAACCCAGGUGAAAAAGCAAUUACAAAAACCUGACUUAUUCAAAUUCUUGACUUAUUCAACUUUCUAUGUUUUUCCAGGUAAACAGAUUUUAAAUAAACAUUGAAAUAAGCCACAUUCGGGACCUCAUAGAAUCCAAACUAUUGUGUAUGGACCAGACUUUUUUCAAUUUUCUGUGAUUUACAUAACACUAGUUAUAAUUUAAGGGUCAACCAGUAUUGUUCAAGACAUAUUUUCCUUCCAGAACACCUUUUCAAAAUAUUAACCCAAACAUAUCAAAAAUAGUGUACAUUUACAAGGGCAAUUUCAACCCUCUGGCACAUUUUUCCCAUGAAUGAUUUCAAUUCUAAUAAAAAGACUAUAGAUAAAACUGAUGAUUUAAAGCUAGUUUCAAGUGAUGAGCAUACCCUAAUUUUUAAGCUAUACCUCAAAGAAGAUGGGCCAUUUCAACAUAAACAUGGAAAUAUGGGUAUACUGACAGCUCUGUCACACGUGUAGUUUGAUAUUAGCAGCCCUUCUGAAACAUUUUAAUGAAAGUAUAAUUCACAAAAUUCACAUUUUCACUUAUUAACAUCUGUUUUAAUCCAACUAGCUCUGUAGGCACGAGCGAAAUUUAGUGUUGAUGUAAAUAUCCAUUUAGUUCAAUGUUUCCCCGGUGAAAAUAUAGUCUAUUCCAACGCUGAUUUCGACGUACUUUAGCUUUUCAGAAACUGUUGGUCUUCCUCAGUGAGAUUAUCAACUGUUUCACAAACAUAUUUGAUAGUAAACAGCUAAAAUAUUUUCCGAAAGUCUAUAUUUUUGCUCUUCGACGCGAAAAUGGCAACUCAAGAAGAAAUGAGCCGCUAUUUUUGGCCAGCGUCGACAAAUUGCCCACCUGUUCCACCUGAACGCUAAUUGGUUCAACAUCAUCCCGCUCUCAAUUAUCUUGGCCUCGACCGUAAGCAUAAAAGAAGCUGCGCAGCCCGACUCUAGUCAGUGGAUGUAGACCGAGUAAAACGAGUGAAAAGCUACGAAAGCUCAAACAACAACAACACUUCACAAGACGGACGAAGCAAAUGAAGAAGAAAAAGAAAGGAACACUAGAAAAAAUAUUAGAACCGUAGUUUAAAUAACUUUAUAACUUGUAACGAUUCCGAACUCGCGUAUUGAAAAAACGAAUAUAUAGAGAAUAAUACAUGGGUGCGCGGAAAUACCAGAUUUAUUUCGAGAAUUCGAGUGUUGAACAUGAUAUCUCACGAGUGAGCGCAGCGACACGAGAAAUAAAUCUGGUAUUUCCAAACAUCCAUAUAUUUUUAUGUUUAUUAUAUAAAGGACAGUUAUGAAAAGCGAUAAUUUCUACAGAAAAGCGAUAAUUGAAAAACGAUAAUUGAAAAACAAUAAAACAUCCGUAGCAAUGCGUUUUACAACAAGUUCUCUAAUUGGUCAAACAUAUUUCCUACGCGCUUUUUGAUUGGCUUGCAAAAAUUAUAUUUUCACACGUAAAAUUAUCGUAUUUUUUACGUGUGUUUAAAUACGAUCUUUCUCAGUGGCCAAAAACUCUAUAUAUCGACAUUCGCCAGCGUAGAGUUCGUAAGGUACUUUAUUUGACUAUGGUUCGUAGUCAGCUGGCUUAUUGACCAUUGAACGUGUGCCGCGACGUGCCACCAAAGUUAUUUUGUCAUUGCCGGGUACCAAACCGAUAUAUCAUACCACGAAAGACUGACCACCAUCGGCAUCAUCCCUAUAUGUUACUGGCACGAGUAUUUAGAUCUAGUAUAUCUCUACAAGUGCAUCAUUUCCAACUCUGACAGUAAUAUUUAUAUCAAGAUUCCUACUCGAGAAACACGAAGUCUGUCUGUCGGUCCGUCCGUCCGUCCGUCCGUCCGUCCGUCCGUCCGUCCGUCCGUCCGUCCGUCGGUCUGUCCGUCUGUCUGUCUGUCUGUUUGUUUGUUUGUCGGUCUGCAAGCCUGUUAUUGUUCAUACUGUGUAUUUCGAAUGUCUUGGAACCCCGUUAUUGGAGAACUAAUCUCUGUGUGGUAUUUCCAGCCAUGUGAUCUAUUGUGUAUACUAAUUUUGUGUAAUAGUUUGUGUUAAAUGGCAAAAUCUGUCAAAUAAAAUAAAAUGUUUAUAUAAUAAAUAACAAUAUGGUUUAAAUUUCACGAUUUCCCAUCAUAUUUCUCUGAUUUUAAUAAAAAAUAAUAUUAAGAAAUUAUUAUUAAAUUUUGCGGUGUUUUAUCGAUAGGUUUGCUAACUCCCUAGUAUACUAUGGUGUGUCUUAUGGUUCUGUUGAUAUUGGUGGAAAUAGAUAUCUGAAUGUUUUUCUUGUCAGUGUCGUUGAAAUACCUGCCAAUUUUGCUUGUAUUUGGUCAGCAAACAGGUGAGUGCAAUGGUGAUCUAAAGGCGCUUUCAUUUGCAGUGUCAAUUUAGGGUUUAACUACCCUGGAUCAGGGGGUUUCCUGUUUUGCUGAAGCUGUAGCCUGCACUCAGACAGUGCUGGCCAAAUUGGAAACCCCUUGGGCGCGAUGUGUUGAUUGAUUGAUUUCGCCGAACCAAUCAGAUGCCUAGGGUCAGAUUUUGACCCUAGACAUCUGAUUGGUUUAUCGGGCCUUAUCGGCAAACAUCAAUAAACGUAUUCUAUUUAUACUGUUCAACAAGUGAGUGCAUUUCGUUAACAAAAAGCGAUUGUUCGUGGAAACGUUUAUGAGGAUAAUUUGUUGGUUGUCGUCUCAGAUGAAGUUCAUGUUAUUCCUAAACAGUUAGAUCAAAUAGCGUCAUUGCAGACAUAUUUAAAAUAUCACGCUAUGAUGAUGUCGAGUAUAAAUUGAGCGGAAUUUUGUCGUGUGUAUGUGGUCGUGUUGUGCUGUACAUCCUGUACUGUAUGCUGUAUUGUGUAUGUUCAAUUGUUUUUCAUGUAGUUUGUUGUUUUAAAAUUGUGUAGCCCGUAUUGUGGAAUUCAUGAAUAUUUAUGAACAAAAAUUCAGUCGUGGCAAGGCAUUUGGGCUAAAUAAUUAUAUUAUAUAUUUUAUAUGUACAUAUACACAAUGUAAAGUCCUAAACAGAUAUAGAACGUUCUGUAUCAUCAAACCUGAAAUUAAUAAUUCAGUAACUGUCAUUACUUUAUAUUUCACAUGCAAGUAUUAAAUAUGUACUCGAUUGCUGCUUGUAUUUUAAUUUGUAACUUGAAACUGCUUAGAAUAGACAGAUUUGCCGAUUGUCAAUUGGUCAUCAGUAUAAAUUUGGGGACACGUUGUGUCCAAAAUAGACAGCCGAUGCGCCAGUUCAUUGGAAAUCUUCCCAGAGAAAAUAUUACAUUUUCGUCUUCCGAAUACAACAAUUAAUGUAAAAUUGGCAAACACAACAAAAUUGGUCAGGGGAAUAUGUUUUUGUUGAAUACUUUUGAAUACGUACUGGACUACACCCUUCAGACCGGAAGUGUGAAACAUUAAUAAAUUACGUCAUGGAAAUGAAAUUCGACAGGUCGCGCCCAGAGGUUUUCUCCGCCUCGUCGCCUCCAGAAAACCUCUGAACCCAGGGUAGGGUUUAACCUAUUCUGACUGGAAAUCUGCAUCGUCAAAUUAGUACUUUUAUAUCCACACCAUUUCGUAUUUUUAUCAGAUCAAAACAACAUAUAAUAUUUUUAAAACUCUAUACAACUUUGCACAAUGUGCUCAUUGGGCCGGCGUCGGCUUGGAACAUCCAAGGUUUCCAUUCUUUGCCCUUCUUAACUGAAACGCUACGAAAUAGCAACAACUCAACGGAAAAAGAUGUCGUAGUGCUCGUCCUUUCUUCCAUUAAUGGGCUAAUACGUCGUCUCAAGUCAUUCCCUCUUUUCUCCUGAUUAAAUUCUAAUUUCAAAGGUCCUCUGUUCUCCUCUUCAGCUUGUAGAAGCUACAUCACCAACGUUUUUCUCUGGAUCGUUGCCAGUCAAUUGACCAUGCCUUUCAUGUAGUAGUGUACAAUGAUGACCGUCAUAUCCACAUCAUGUACUUGUACCGUUUUAGGUACCUACAGUAGUUUGCAAAACCAUCCCUUUAGCUUUAUAUCUCAUUCAAGGAUCGAUCAUUUCUAUUUCUUAAACAGGGAACGUAAACAUUAAUUAAGUUAAACCUAUUCCAAAUGCAUUUUUAAACUAUUCAAAUGAUGAAAGUUAUUGUUGUUGUUUAAGCGUUUAUUAGCGAGUGGGAAACUUUAACAUGGCCACCAUCUAUUCAAAUGGGGGUAACCGCUGGAAUAUUCUUGGCUUCAAUUUUACUAAAAGAGAUGUGUUAUCUAGUGUAUAUAAAAUAUCUAUUACCUGGAUACUAAAGUGGAGUAGAAUAAGGACACAACCGCUGUUCAUACGAAGCCGCAAAGCGCUCCGUUUCCACCUCUCCCCGUGUAGAAGACGUGCUCAAAUUGCUACGGCCCAAAUUACGUUUUCAAACAAUUUCGCUCCAGGGUUGUGUGAACGCGAUCGUGAAUUUUUACGUUUCUGGGCCGUUUUCAAACCGCUACUGUGCAGUGUGAAUUAAAUUUUUCUAAGAUUAAACUGCCAGUGAACGAUUACCUCGCUCCACGUGAAAUGUACCACAUAACUGUGCUCCAGACCAUUUUGUUGUGGCAGCAAACUUUUCCCGUUGUCACUAACGAUUAUGUUCAAAUUUCCGUUUAGCUCUUGUGCUGUGAUAUCUGGAAGGAGGAUGAGGUGCACAGCUCGAGAUGAAGCGGACGUAAACAAUACCACAGACGUUGUUUGUGCUUUCAUCUUAAUCUUCUGUGAAAUAGAGCGUUUGCACAUGACGUCACAGCCGCGAUGUUGGUGUUCAAAAUCAAAAUAAUUUUAAUUACACUCUUUUGUCUGGAACACCAACAUGGCCGCCAUGCUUCUUGUUGAGUUGGUCCCUGGGGAAUGAGUGCAAACGCUCUAUAGGUCCGGUAACUCCAAUCCUACUGUUGGCUAAAUUCCGGUUAGAUACUUGCCUUAGACCCCGUUUACAUCGGACCGGACGAAUUUGGGACCGGUCUGUAAUUCGUCCGUUUCGGCUGUGUAAACACACGAGAACUACGGAACCGGACGAAUUUGAGACCCCCUAACAGGCCAAUUCGCGUGUAAACAGGCGAAAAAGGACGAAUUUCAGACCGGUCCCAAGAAGAAAUCAUUAUCUGAUAGAAAGCGUUAUCCGACCUUCCACGCUUUCAGCACGUUUUCUCCCAAUAGCGCAGGCUCGCUUUUUCCAGCGGACGUACGGUGAAAAAUUGAACGUUGCAUUUUGCAUAGAUCCUUAUAUAUGUUAACCGUUAACAGUCACAAUUUGCAACAGCCGAUCACAAUUAUUUAUAUCUUAGAUUUGGUCGUAAGAAGUCUGUCAUUAUUGCUAUGAUUAUUGCGUUCUUUGCAUCUGUCAUCUCAGUGGCAAUUCCGACAAACAAAAGUUUGGGUAAGUGUUUGCACCGGUAGAAACUAUAUCUAUUCUUACGAAAAAAUCUGAGGAUAUUCAUUUAAGAUUUUUUUUUAAAUGCACGCAUGAAAUUAGGCAUGCAUGAAUUGGAAUAUUCCACACGCGAAAAGACAUUUCCUCAUGUGAAAUCCUACUUUGUAAGGCACAUUUAAACAGGCCAGUCUUUCGGAAAAGGCAAUAUUAAUUUAAUUUAACUGAAUGCGAUUGUUCAGUACGUGUUAAACACAAUUAUGACGAUAUUAGAACAAGCUUCAUGCAAAGUGUCACUUGCGACAUGAAAGCAUUGAGGGGGUAUAGUGAGUUUGCGCAGGGUGUGCGCGAGGAUUCCGGCAUUAAACUACGCCGCCACUCGUUCUGUUAAUAUAUCGCCCUUAAUAUAUGUUAAUAUAUACCCCUAAACACAACGCAUUUUUUAUCACCCAUAUACUUGAACAAAUUGGCUAGUAAAAUACUUUUUUAUCGCUAAAUUUCACUGCUGAGGAAUACAAUGUUGUCGUGCGUGAACAGAACGCGGGAGCAAGCUUGUGGUGAAUCUAGUCUCCACACAACUCAAAAUAAACCGGACCGGAUUACUUAGUUAGGAUUUCUUUUGCAGCUAGUGUUAGUGGACAGGUUACAGCAGCUAUCAUUGCAAAAUUUUUCAUUACUAUCGCCUUCUCUGCUGUCUAUGUGUGGUGCAUUGAGAUGUUUCCAACUGCAAUAAGGUAAAUAGUUAUGGAUCUAAAUUAUGUUCUAUACUGCCCGAGCUAACUAGAAUGAGUGAGGGUAUCUAGCCUGCGUCACUGGAGACACGUCUGAGUGCAAAAGUCGCCCAUUUGCCACAGACUAUGUCGUAGUGUCGGUGCCGGAACUGUCCUGGUCUCAUUUUAUUCUGACUAAUUAUUUCUAGACAUUUUUCUUUUUUUAUACUACAGAUCAACUUCUCUUGCUACAUCAUCGGCAAUGGCACGAAUUGGAUCCUUUUCUGCUAGUUAUAUCAUUUGGCUU